AAGGUUAGGAGAGUUUCCUGCUGGCAGCAGCAGGUUAGAUGGGAACGUGCAACUCAAUACAAAGGCAAAGAUAAUAGCUGCCUUUUGUUGGGUACUUACAGCAAGCCAAGCCCUAUGCUGAGCCCUUUGCAUACCUGACUAAAAUAAUCCUCACAACAAGCCUGUGAGGUAAGUAUUUUUAGCUUUACAGAUGAGGAAACAGGCUAAUAAUGGAGAAAGAACACAGUUUCUAUAGAGAUGAUGUAACACCAUAAAAACUAUAGUUUCGUCAGAGGGCAGCAGGCCAUCAUGGCACACAGCAGGACAGAGAGACUAGGGAGCUAUUUGUCUCCUUUCAGCUUCCAGAGAGGGUCUUUGAGAGUUUUUAGAAAGCAUUUGUGUUUGGGGUACAGAGCCUUAGUAACGUAAUAGAAGAGAUUCCUAAAGUGAGAGAACCGCAGCCCAGGAUGUGGUGCGGGAGGAAGGGAGCGCAGGGGGCACUGGUUAGAGGGGAUGUGCUGCGGCUUGACUGUGAGGGAAAAGGGGAAGGCUGCAUUCUGGGGAGAUGUUGUGAAGGGAAGGAAGCUCACACGGAGGGCUGAGAAGUGACAUUAAAGGGGGAAAAAAAAAAGAAGUACUACUCAGGCCCUGUGCGGAAAAGAGGCAGACACAGUAUAUAGACCCGGGAGACGGCUCUGCAUGUACUCACACACUUUAUGUCAGGUACUUCAUCCUCCAUGAGACUGUUCUAGGUAAGGAGUAAAUCUUUGUUUUAGGAAUUGAAACUGAGAUUCAGAGAAACACAGUAACCUGCCCCUGGUUUCACAGCCAGUAAGUGGCAGCCCUCCUGAUAGCAAGUCCAAGGUUCUUUCCACACUACCUCCCUCUUCAGAUCAGGCGCCAGAAGGAAUCUUUGGAUGAAAAUAUACCAAGUUAUACCAGUAACUGGGAGGGAUUGAUUGUGUUUGUUUUAUGGGAACAGGUUCUGUCAGCUUCUCUACAGUUGUUAAGGUUAGAGUGUGAGACCAGAAAAGCGGCUUUGAAAGAGAAGCAGAAUUCUUUCAGUUUUGCCCAGGAAGAAGUCUGAAGGAGAGAGGCCCAGGAAUUUUCCUGGAGGAGAGGAGUUUGCAGACAAAGGACAGAGGGAGAGAGACUAGAUUCCCAAAGGGCUCCUAAGGUAACACUGGAAGCUUUGGUUAUCCAGCAGCCUGUUGGUGACUCUAGGUGAAGAGAUUGUUUUCUGAAGGCUGCGUUGGAGGCUGUGACAGAGCAGAGAGCCCGUGUGGAGCUGAUGGGGAGGCUUUCUGAAUAACAUGGCCCUUCGCCAUUAGUCUUGCCAUGACCACAUUUUUCACCAGCGUCCCCCCCUGGAUUCAAGAUGCAAAGCAGGAGGAGGAAGUGGGCUGGAAACUAGUUCCCAGGCCUCGGGGCCGGGAGGCGGAGAGUCAAGUGAAGUGCCAAUGUGAAAUCUCGGGGACGCCCUUCUCAAAUGGGGAGAAGCUGAGGCCUCACAGCCUCCCCCAUCCAGAGCAGAGACCGUAUAGCUGCCCUCAGCUACACUGUGGCAAGGCUUUUGCCUCCAAGUACAAGCUAUAUAGGCACAUGGCCACCCACUCAGCCCAGAAACCCCACCAGUGUAUGUACUGUGAUAAGAUGUUUCAUCGCAAGGACCAUCUGCGGAAUCACCUGCAGACCCAUGACCCCAACAAAGAGGCCCUUCACUGUUCUGAGUGCGGUAAGAAUUACAAUACGAAGCUAGGCUACCGGCGCCACCUGGCUAUGCAUGCCGCCAGCAGCGGUGACCUCAGCUGUAAGGUGUGCCUGCAGACCUUUGAGAGUACCCAGGCCCUACUAGAGCACCUGAAGGCCCACUCACGCCGAGUAGCAGGCGGUGCCAAGGAGAAGAAGCACCCCUGUGACCACUGUGACCGGCGGUUCUAUACUCGAAAGGAUGUGCGGCGGCACCUGGUGGUGCACACAGGCCGGAAGGACUUCCUAUGCCAGUACUGUGCCCAGCGGUUUGGCCGCAAGGACCACCUGACACGUCACGUCAAGAAGAGCCACUCGCAGGAGCUACUCAAAAUCAAGACAGAGCCAGUGGACAUGUUAGGCCUACUCAGCUGCAGCUCCACAGUUAGUGUGAAGGAAGAGCUGAGCCCUGUACUGUGCAUGGCCUCUCGGGACGUGAUGGGGGCCAAGGCCUUCCCUGGCAUGUUGCCCAUGGGCAUGUAUGGUGCCCACAUCCCUACCAUGCCCAGCACAGGCAUGCCACACUCCCUGGUGCACAACACGUUGCCCAUGGGUAUGAGCUACCCUCUGGAAUCCUCACCAAUCUCUUCCCCAGCUCAGCUUCCUCCAAAAUACCAGCUUGGAUCUACCUCAUACUUGCCUGACAAAUUGCCCAAAGUGGAGGUGGAUAGUUUUUUGGCGGAGCUUCCUGGAAGCCUGUCUCUCUCGUCCGCUGAACCCCAGCCCGCCUCACCUCAGCCGGCGGCAGCUGCGGCCCUCCUAGAUGAAGCACUGCUCACCAAGAGCCCCGCCAACCUCUCUGAGGCCCUCUGCGCUGCUAAUGUGGACUUCUCCCACUUACUGGGCUUUCUUCCACUCAAUCUACCCCCAUGUAACCCGCCUGGGGCCACAGGAGGCCUGGUCAUGGGCUACUCCCAGGCCGAGGCACAGCCCUUGCUCACCACUUUGCAAGCUCAGCCUCAAGACUCCCCAGGAGCUGGGGGACCACUGAACUUUGGACCUCUGCACUCCUUGCCUCCUGUCUUCACCUCUGGCCUGAGCACCACCACCCUGCCUCGUUUCCACCAGGCAUUCCAGUAGCCCCAAGGAGGCCCUCAGUCCAGUCUUAGGCUCUGUCAGGGAGCCUCUGUACCCACCCUAUCUGCAUCCCUCAUGAAGGCAGCUGAGCUUUCAGAGCUGGGUUCAAAAAGAAAAAAUUCCAGUAUCUGUAUGGAGCACUUGGUUUGGGGGUUCAGGCUCCAGGAUCAGUUCCAGGAGGAACCUUGAGCCCCAGCCCCCAUGAAAAGAUCUCAUACCAUAGAACUUCAGGUAUUUUUACUUUUACUUUUUUGAUCUGAAUCGGGAGCCACACUUAGCCCUCUCCCCCUCCAAAGUGUCAGAACCUCCUUCUCUUCAGAGAAGGAAGCGACUCUUGGAGACAUAGAGGGUGUCACUUUGGAUGACCUCGAGAGAAAUAGCCCAAGAAGCCCGCCUUCUGGUCCCAACCUGCAGACCCCACAGCAGUUGGUCAGGCCCUGCUGCAGAGAGAGGGUCACUUGGCUCCAUCGCCUGCUUCCAGCCAGUGGGCAGGAGAGAGGGCCUCUUCUUCCCACCACCCCAUCCCUCCUGUACCAACACCUCCAUUUCCAGUCAGUGUUGUCCAGCAACGGUACCGUUUACACAGUCGUCUCAGACACACCAUUCACCUCCCUUGCCAAACUGUUAGCCUUAGAAUGAUUGCAGUGAACAUUGUUUACACGUCGUGAAUCCAUUCCCACCAGUCCAUUCCAGUUGGCACCAGCCGGAACCAUUUGGUACCUGGUGUUAACUGGAGCCCUGUUUACAAGGCGGAGUCGGGUCUCGCUGACUUCUCUUCACUUGAGGUCACAUUUUUCCCCUGUGGGGAAAUAAACUGACUUUGGACUGCUUCAGUCUCUGCCAUCUUCCAUGACUGUGUCUGUUCCUGCCUUCCUCGGCAGUGUCCACAAGACAGGCAAGAAGACUGGAGCCGUUUUCUCACAGGUCUGCAAUUUUGUUUUUCUCCAAGUACAUCAUGACCCCUCCCCCUCCUCUUGAACUGGAGAGGGGAAGAAAUGAAAGGCAUGCCCGUUUCUAUCACCCCCAUUCCCCAAUCCCUACCCCAAACAUCAUGAACUGUUGUCAGUCUUGGAAGGAGGAACUCGGGUCCUAAGCUGGUGUGGAUAGCAAAGAAGAGGGUGUGAAACCCUGAUUUGUCUCUCUCCUACUUGUUCCUUUUCCAGGAAGUUGUGGAAUUGUUGGAAGAAGAGUUUUCAGGAAGUUAGGGCUGGGCAGAUAGUUGAGUCCUAACCUAUGGGUACGUCAUUGGCUCCCAUACAUACCUUUUCUCUUAUCCGCAGUAUCCCUGUCUCUCCACUUUGCAGUUACUGUGGACUCUAGGCCACUGUGCAUAGGCCUCUCUGCUCUCCAUCAAAGAAAUUCCACCUUCCUCUUGUGCCCCCUCCCCCAACUUGCCCCCAAUACUUAGGGCUUCUUGCAACAGAUGAUUCAUUUUCUUCUGGCUUGUGGUGCUUCUUGCCACAGACAGCACAGCCCUUGCCCUGCUGAACCCCAUCUCUGCUUCAUUCCUCAGUUCUGCAUGGGCUUUGCUCUUCCCAUUCACAAAGGGAGGCCGCUCAGGGACCACCAAUGUGGGACCCUCCUGAGACACCUCCACUCUGAUUCAGAAACACACUUCUACCUCUUUACUGUUAACUCCUGCAAACGCAGCCAGUAGUUUGGGGGCACUUUUAGCAGUGCCUCAUGCUGGCUUCUCCACUAGGGUUUCAGGACAAACUACCAAGGAACUGCCUCAGCCUCCUCCCAGUCCGCCUACUCCCCCUUCUAGAAAUCACUUUGCUUUAUCAUCCGGAACUGAGCAGUUCCAAGAUCCAGGCUUCUACUUCAGCCCAGCCAGUACUCUUUGAGGUGAAAGCCUUAAAAUGUAGCUCCCUGGCCCUUGAUUGGAAGCAAUGUGGCAUGAACAAGCAUGUUUUGAUUUAGGCAGGGUAGCUUGGGAUACCUUUAAAAAGAAACAAAACAAACCAGAUAUAAAUAUGUCUGGCAAGGUUAGAUUCAGACUAGGUGAUUUGCUUCUAAAAAUUAGUUUCAGUGAGUCCCAGGGACUAACUAAGGUUUAUUUUUAAAAGCGUCCGCCUUGGUACGCAGCCACCUCCUGCAUGCUGUGCAUGUUACUGGGACUCGUAUUACAGGAAAUGGUACGUGAGGGUCCAAGCAGGACUCCAUGCUGCCAUCCUCCUUAUUGCCUCUGGUCCGCAUCACUAGACCCAGCAGCUCUUCACCUGCUCCCUGCCACCUUCCCUGCACCUGUCGUUUAUAGAGGCAAGUGGGUCUCUGGCCACAGAGUACAAAGUCUCAGGCUUAGAGGAGUCCACUCUUCCCUGCCUCCCCUUUCCUGUCCGCCCUUGAAUUCUCUCACCCAUUAGUGAUGCUGGGAAACUCCUAGAACAGGCAGAGCAACUAUUUAAAGGCUUAUAACUGGGGCCUUGCCCCCCCCCCUUUCCACCCCUCCUUCCCUCUUCCUUCAGUGCCCUCACCACACACAAGGAAUUUUCCUAUCACUGUGAACUUUGCUGGUACAGAGGAACAUCUGCCUUCACCUGUUUUUGGACCAUAGCCACCCAUCCGCUUCUUAAACUUCCCUUCCCCAAAUUAAAAAGAAAAAAAAAAGAAAAGAAAAAAGCCUUAUUGGCCUGGUUGUUCAAAGGAGAAGAACAGCUUUAUCCUACACUCAGUACCAAACCCACUUCAGUACCUUUACUGAGGCCAUGAGAGCCUGAGGGGUGUCUGCCCAGGACAGGAGCCAUGGCAUGUGGCGGAGACCAAACAGGGACCAGGAAAAAGGGGUGAUGUUCCCUUUCCCCACCACCUCCUCCAACCUCUGUCAAUGAUGAACCACCCUGAAGGGGGUGGGGGGAGGCAGGCACCUCCCAUCCUGCACAUAGCUGGUCAAGGCGGAGUGCAGUCCUGGGGGCUAGAGGAUGACCUAACCCAGCUGUGUCAGCUCAAAGGAUCUGUGCACAUUUUAAAAGAGGGGAGAGGUGGGAAAAGGAGCACCAAUGAGUUCCCCCCCCCAACCUUUUACAAAUGGCAUUUAAUGGAAAUCCGGGAAGCAGGUGUGAUUACUUUUUUGCUCGUAGAUAUUGUCCUAAGUUGAAAUUCUUCCACUACCCUAAGCCUCCUCUAGUAGUCUGAAUCCCUUUCCCCCUUUCUUUUUGGUAGCUGUUUUCCCCAUUCCCUCUACUUCCCCCUCUUAUCUAGGAGCUGUUGUUAAGCACGAUUUUUUUUAACAGUUUAUAUUGUACAGGAUCAAUAUUUUGCUUUUUAACAAGGAUAUUUAUGUAAUAAGAAACUUUGCCUUAGGCAGGUGUUGGCCAGAAAAGUCCAGAUUCCUCUGGGACCCCACCCUGGCCUCUCCUGGAGCUCUGAACCUGCUGUGGAAGGAAUUGGCUAUGACCUUCACCACUGGAGAGUAAGGUCUAAGGCAAGGGAAGGGGUGUUCUGGUUCUAACAGGAGGAGGAUUCACCAUGAUAAUCUAGUGCCUUUGUGGAGGGGUUUGGAAGAAGCAUUCCAGCCCAAUUUCUUUAGAUGCAAGCUUACUUAUGUGGCUGCCUCCACUGAAUAUUCGGCACCAGAACUCCUGAAACACCACUUCUCAUUUGCCUCCCUCCCUCCCAGUGAUCAAGGCUUUGGGGCCACUCUUUCGUAACGCCAGAUUAUUUAAAGAGAGAAAAAUACAAGACAAAAACCUUCUAGCACUUUGUAAACACAGUGAAUAACCUCUUGGAGUAUUUUUGGCUUUAUAUAAAACAAGGUUUUUAAUUGUAAAAUAUAAGUGCCAUUAGAAAAUGCACAGGGCGUAUCUUUGUUAAAGUAGAUUUUUCAAUGUUUUACAGAAUUACAUUUUCAAAAAAAGUUUUUAUAAUGAAGUUGUUUAUUAAAAACUUCUGAAUGAUG
Messenger RNA from Nyctereutes procyonoides (raccoon dog), 6703 nucleotides. RefSeq names its product PLAG1 like zinc finger 2 (gene PLAGL2). The coding region runs from base 1318 to 2808 and encodes 496 amino acids. The transcript is spliced from 3 exons. NCBI's taxonomy places the organism in Eukaryota, Metazoa, Chordata, Mammalia, Carnivora, Canidae. The record is from RefSeq and is a predicted model, not a curated record. Gene Ontology annotation, molecular function: DNA-binding transcription activator activity, RNA polymerase II-specific.